CUAGUUUUCACUUCUGCACUGGUGGAAUGGUAGGUGUGGUGUGUCAUCUGCUUGACGUGAUGUCAUACCAAUAAUUGCGAAUAUAGAAUAUUCGUAAUUGCGAAUUGCAAAUAUAGUAUAUAUAUAAAGUAUAUUAUCAUACGUGAUGGAAGAGUACCCGGCAAUUAAUGUGCGUCUAGCAGUGAACAGGGUUGAUUUAAAUUUGAUAAAAAACAGUAUAGAUACACAACCUCGAAUAUAUACACCGGGCGAAGAGAUAUCUAGUCAGCCUGACUUCUUAAGAGGACAUGGAACGUACGUAGAUGAUGAAAACACAUUGCGCGCGUCUGUGGCUGGGGUUUUGGAAAAGGUAAACAAACUGAUUUCGAUAAGACCUCUGAAAGCUCGUUACCAAGGUGAAAUAGGGGAUGUAGUUGUUGGCCGCAUAACUGAAGUACAACAGAAAAGAUGGAAAGUCGAUACAAAUUCUAAACUCGACUCUGUGCUGUUACUCUCCAGUGUAAAUUUACCAGGUGGAGAAUUGAGGAGAAGAUCAGCAGAAGAUGAACAAACAAUGAGGAGGUAUCUCCAAGAAGGAGAUUUAAUUUGUGCAGAAGUACAAAGUACUUUUGUGGAUGGUGCUCUUUCGUUGCACACUAGAGUCUUGAAGUAUGGCAAGUUAUCUCAAGGCAUAAUGUUGAAAGUCUCGCCAGCUCUUAUAAAAAGGAAGAAAAUCCAUUUUCAUAACUUGGCAAACGGCGCUAGUUUAAUAUUGGGAAACAACGGUUACGUUUGGAUUGGAGCUAGUAUACAAGAUGUUGACAGAUCAGAAGGUGGUUUCACCCAGGAUUUAUCGAGAAUACCUCAAGAGAAUCGUGCAGUUUGUGCGAGACUACGUAACUGCAUAUUGAUCUUGGCCCAAUGUAACAUGCAACUUACAGACACAUCUGUGACAUACGCAUACGAAGAAUCUAUGAAAUAUAAAGUAAGUGAAUUACUAGAACCUGAGGUGAUGGAAACAAAAAUGGAUGCAUGUUUUACUGCAUUCGAUAAAGACGGAGAUGGAUAUUUAUCUAUCAUUGAAUUUGAAUUCAUCUGUCGUGCAUUAUUCCGUAACGAUCGCGGGAAGGUCUACAGUAUCGAGGAAAAUCAAUUGAAGGAAAUAUUUUCUAUAUUCGACUUGAAGGGAGAUGGGAGAAUUGAUAAAGAAGAAUUCGAGUUCUGCUGGAAUCAUUGGAUCAAAGUGUGCACUCGUCCGAAAAGCGCUUUCUUAAUCGUAGACGUGCAAAAUGACUUUAUAUCGGGUUCGUUGAAUAUCAAACAAUGCGCCGCACAGCACGAUGGCUUGGAAGUGAUUGAACCCAUCAAUCGUUUAUUAGAUACUGUGCAAUUCGAUGCUGUAUUUUAUUCUCUCGAUUGGCAUCCUGCAGAUCACGUUUCCUUUAUCGAUAAUUUACAUCUUAGGGAAGUCGACGACAGUAGUGGAAUCUCGAAAGAAGCAGCGCAAGUUUACGAUACCAUAACGUUCAGAGGACCACCGUUGCUGAAACAACGUCUGUGGCCGCGGCAUUGUAUUCAAGAUUCGUGGGGCGCGGAACUUCACAAAGAUUUAAAGAUCGUGGACAAUGCGAUUAAGAUAUACAAGGGAACCAAUCCGGACGUAGACUCGUAUUCUGUAUUUUGGGACAACAAGAAGAUGAUGAAAACAAGCUUGUCCUCGCAGUUGCAGAAGAAAGGCGCGACAGACAUAUAUAUCUGCGGAUUAGCUUACGAUGUAUGCGUGGGUGCCACGGCGGUGGACGCUCUCACGAGCGGCUAUCGGACCAUUCUUAUCGACGAUUGCAGCAGGGGAGUAGAUCUCGUCGACAUCGAAAAAACGAAGGCAACUGUGAUAGCCGAUAACGGAGUAAUCGUAAACUCGAGCCAGGUAAAAGCGAUGGUUCAAGGUAGAGAUCGGCGACCGGAGCUUGGAUACAAAUUAGCCUUGGAAAUUAAACGCAAAUUCAAUUUAGAAGUUGAUAAUCGAUAAUUCUUAUUUCUUAGUAGAAUGGGAAUUAAGUACAUGUGAUAUAGAUAUGCCUUGUUAAAUAAAAAUUAGAUAAGCAAUCGAAUAUUUUAUAUAGAAGGCUUGGGGUAUAAGAAAGUAUGUAA
This is a messenger RNA of Ceratina calcarata, 2130 nucleotides long. RefSeq names its product Nicotinamide amidase (gene Naam). Gene Ontology annotation, molecular function: calcium ion binding; RNA binding. The record is from RefSeq and is a predicted model, not a curated record. The transcript has 6 exons. The coding region runs from base 146 to 2008 and encodes 620 amino acids. Lineage: Eukaryota; Metazoa; Arthropoda; Insecta; Hymenoptera; Apidae.